AUUUGAUCUCUAAAAAUAUUAAUAAAUCUCAUAAUACUUAUGAAUCUUAUGAUGCUUAUAAAUCUCAUGAUACUAAUGAACCUCAUGAAACUUUAAUUAGAAAAAGAGCUUCAGAAGAGCCUGUAGAAGAACUAGCUAUGAAAAAGAUCUAUAUUAUCAGCUAG
Messenger RNA from Racocetra persica, 164 nucleotides. The record is from the annotation of a GenBank genome assembly. NCBI's taxonomy places the organism in Eukaryota, Fungi, Glomeromycota, Glomeromycetes, Diversisporales, Gigasporaceae.